CAACCCUCCCCAGAUCUCCUCCCCCAGGCCUGGUCUCCUCACAGGACGCCCCCUCCCCGCUCUUCCUGCCGGGUUUCCUCUUGCCUUUUCCUGUCCCCCACCCAGUGCUGGGAGCCGUGGCAGAGGCAAGAGCAGUGGAACUGACCCAGGCCAGUGGAGCCAGGGCCUCCGGGUGUGCCGGACCCGAAGCAGGGGCCAUGCUAUCUGGUGAACGGAAGGAGGGCGGAAGCCCCCGCUUCGGGAAGCUUCAUCUCCCCGUGGGCCUGUGGAUCAAUUCCCCCAGGAAGCAGCUGGCGAAGCUGGGGCGGCGCUGGCCCAGCGCAGCCUCUGUCAAGUCUUCUUCGUCGGACACGGGGAGCCGUAGCAGCGAGCCGCUACCUCCACCCCCGCCGCACGUGGAGCUGCGGCGAGUGGGCGCUGUCAAGGCGGCCGGGGGAGCCUCCGGUAGUCGCGCCAAGCGCAUCUCCCAGCUUUUCCGGGGCUCGGGGCAUUCCGCCCGUGAGCUGGAGCUGGGCCACCUGCCGCGACUGCUGGGUCGCCUGGCCCGGCUCAUCAAGGAGGCCGUCUGGGAAAAGAUUAAGGAAAUUGGAGACCGUCAGCCAGAAAACCACCCUGAGGGGGUCCCCGAGGUGCCCCUGACUCCUGAAGCUGUGUCUGUGGAGCUGCGGCCACUCAUGCUGUGGAUGGCCAAUACCACGGAGCUGCUUAGCUUUGUGCAGGAGAAGGUGCUGGAAAUGGAGAAGGAGGCUGACCAAGAGGACCCACAGCUCUGCAAUGACUUGGAAUUAUGUGAUGAGGCCAUGGCCCUCCUGGAUGAGGUCAUCAUGUGUACCUUCCAGCAGUCUGUCUACUACCUCACCAAGACUCUGUAUUCAACUCUGCCUGCUCUCCUGGAUAGUAACCCUUUCACAGCUGGGGCAGAGCUGCCGGGGCCUGGCGCGGAGCUGGAGGCCAUGCCUCCAGGGUUGAGACCUACCCUGGGCGUGUUCCAGGCCGCCUUGGAGCUGACCAGCCAGUGCGAGCUGCACCCUGACCUCGUGUCUCAGACUUUUGGCUACUUGUUCUUCUUCUCCAAUGCAUCCCUUCUCAACUCGCUGAUGGAACGAGGUCAAGGCCGGCCUUUCUAUCAGUGGUCCCGAGCUGUUCAAAUCCGAACCAACCUGGACCUUGUCUUGGACUGGCUACAGGGAGCUGGGCUGGGCGACAUUGCCACUGAGUUCUUCCGGAAACUCUCCAUGGCUGUGAACCUGCUCUGUGUGCCCCGCACUUCCCUGCUCAAGGCUUCAUGGAGCAGCCUAAGAAUGGACCACCCCACCUUGACCCCCGCCCAGCUGCACCAUCUGCUCAGCCACUACCAGCUGGGCCCUGGCCUCCAGCCGCCAGCCGCAUGGGACCCUCCCCCUGCAGAGCGGGAGGCUGUGGACACAGGUGACAUCUUCGAAAGCUUCUCCUCGCACCCGCCCCUCAUCCUGCCCCUGGGGAGCUCGCGCCUGCGCCUCACUGGUCCAGUGACGAACGACGCCUUGCACCGUGAACUCCGCAGGCUACGCCGCCUCCUCUGGGAUCUUGAGCAGCAGGAGCUACCAGCCAAUUAUCGCCAUGGGCCUCCCGUGGCCGCGUCUCCAUGAGAACCAAUACCAAACGACAGCGCGCACCUUGAAAUGUCGCGGGCUUCCACUGACAGGAGCCCGCCUGGGCGCAGAGCUUUAUGGGCGUUGUAGUUCUUAUCGCGCGUGGAAUGUUGGGAGAUUGAGUUUUCGGGAAGUAGCGGAUGGGACGGUGGGAGCAUGGGCUUAGGAUGUGAAUGCCAAGGACAAAUAAAGGUAUCUGUGGUAUUGGCA
Molecule: messenger RNA, 1841 nt
Organism: Mandrillus leucophaeus (drill)
Lineage: Eukaryota; Metazoa; Chordata; Mammalia; Primates; Cercopithecidae
Gene: RASIP1
Product: Ras interacting protein 1
Exons: 11
Coding region: 198-1628 (476 amino acids)
Biological process (GO): angiogenesis; regulation of GTPase activity; negative regulation of Rho protein signal transduction
Cellular component (GO): cell-cell junction
Molecular function (GO): GTPase binding
Source: RefSeq, a predicted model, not a curated record